Messenger RNA from Oncorhynchus nerka (sockeye salmon), 867 nucleotides. RefSeq lists its product as uncharacterized. The transcript has 2 exons. The record is from RefSeq and is a predicted model, not a curated record. The annotation marks the transcript as partial. NCBI's taxonomy places the organism in Eukaryota, Metazoa, Chordata, Actinopteri, Salmoniformes, Salmonidae.
ACUACUGCUCCUACAACAACUGCUCCUACAACAACUACUGCUGAUACUACGUCAACUACUGCUCCUACAACAACUACUGCUCCUACAACAACUACUGCUGAUACUACAACAACUACUGCUCCUACAACUACUGCUCCUACAACAACUACUGCUCCUACAACAACUACUGCUCCUACAACAACUACUGCUCCUACAACAACUACUGCUCCUACAACAACUACUGCUCCUACAACAACUACUGCUGAUACUACGACAACUACUGCUCCUACAACAACUACUGCUCCUACAACAACUACUGCUGAUACUACAUCAACUACUGCUCCUACAACAACUACUGCUCCUACAACAACUACUGCUCCUACAACAACUACUGCUGAUACUACAACAACUACUGCUCCUACAACAACUACUGCUCCUACAACAACUACUGCUCCUACAACAACUACUGCUGAUACUACGUCAACUACUGCUCCUACAACAACUACUGCUCCUACAACAACUCCUGCUCCUACAACAACUACUGCUGAUACUAUGUCAACUACUGCUCCUACAACAACUACUGCCACAACAACUCCUGCUCCUACAACAACAACUGCUCCUACAACAACUACUGCUCCUACAACAACUACUGCUGAUACUACGUCAACUACUGCUCCUACAACAACUACUGCUCCUACAACAACUACUGCUGAUACAACAACUACUGCUCCUACAACAACUACUGAUCCUACAACAACUACUGCUCCUACAACAACUACUGCUACAACUACUGCUCCUACAACAACUACUGCUCCUACAACAACUACUACAACAACUACUGUUCCUACAACAACUACUGCUGAUACUACGUCAACUCCUGCUCCUACA